Messenger RNA from Suillus clintonianus, 1380 nucleotides. RefSeq lists its product as uncharacterized. The transcript has 2 exons. Bases 460 to 1197 code for a protein of 245 amino acids. NCBI's taxonomy places the organism in Eukaryota, Fungi, Basidiomycota, Agaricomycetes, Boletales, Suillaceae. The record is from RefSeq and is a predicted model, not a curated record.
CCCCCAACUAUUAGGCACUUGACCCCAAAUCCAACAUCGUGGCACGACAGUUAUGUAUAAUAUAGCAAAGUUCCCACCAAUUUUAUAUGCAAAUAAUGUAUCGCCUUUCGACGGAUAGCUGCUUAAAAGUGCUGCUGUGAUACCAACAUUAUUAACCAAUAUACGCAGUCAAACAUCCACCACUUGAUCAAGGCUUGCGUUCGUACCGCUUACCGCGCAAUUCACGUCUCAAAUCCAUUAUCGAAAAUGAGCAUGCACUUGCAUAAGUAAGUGCUAGAUCUCGUAAGCCAAUGAUAAACUCGUAAGCUUACCGUGAUUUUACCUUCUAGGUCCAUAUUUACGCCGACAUCACUGCCGUCGACGUCGUCCUCAUGGUUUGAUGUUGUUGAGCGAUGCACAAGCUUGACCAACGACAGAUGCUUGUUGCGUCUAGGGCGUGCAUCCAGUGAUCAAGAUUCAAUGGAAUUAUCCCUGAACUCAUGUCUUGAGUUGCUUGACCGACACUGCGACAGGCUUAACAGUACUUACAAAGAAGUCCUUGAAAUACGCGCCCGCAUUACAGAGAUGCUCGCCAUGGGGAAUACGGGCGCGUCACAGUGGGAUAACAGUGUUGACCCAAUCUUCGGUGAUGAGCCUCCGAUCAUCGCGCCAGUUGCACUCAACGAGUUUGAUGCUAUUCCAUUGUUAUCAACCCCGCCCAACCUUUCCCUCCCGUCACAGCCGCCAGAAUUCCAUAACUUACACGUCCAACCUUCGGACGAAGGGUACGGACAUAUUUCGCAAGCAUCUGUCGGGGUCAUUAGUACCCUGCCAAAGGGUCCAGAUCCUGCCGUCCACCAACUUCCUCGAGACCCAUUUCUUCCCGGCACCUCCGGGUCCAUCAGCGAUGGGUUUGGCACACAGCCAUUGCAGAAAUUCUCUCAGGAUGGAGACGGGCAGACGUUAUCUGGCCCUUCAGGUAGACGCCACCAACGGCUGUCUCUCCCUGUUGCGGAGAAUGGCGACAGUAAAGUGAAGUGUAUGUUGUCUGGGUGUUCGAGUGUUGUAAAGAAGGACAACUACACUCGCCACGUUAACGAGGUUCACAAGCGACUGUUUAAGGCUGUGUGCACUGACUGUGGAAAGGAGUUUCUGCGUCCGUAUAUGAAGAAGACUCAUGCAUGUCCGGAUCGACAUGCCAAACGUAGUAGUUCCUAGAACGAGGAAGCUCCCCAUAAGGCGUCUAUAUCAAUGUUGAUCGAAUUGUAUACCGUUCGAAUUUUACCUAAUCCUCCCCCCCAAGCUCCACCAUUCUGCCGCUUUAUUUAACUCGGUCCUUGCUAAGGUUCAAUUUUCCAAUGUUCUUUUUUAAGAGGUCUUCUGACUUCUGAACACACCAGU